Octodon degus (degu) is the source of this 1623-nucleotide messenger RNA. RefSeq names its product MAX dimerization protein 4 (gene Mxd4). Gene Ontology annotation, molecular function: protein dimerization activity; RNA polymerase II cis-regulatory region sequence-specific DNA binding; DNA-binding transcription factor activity, RNA polymerase II-specific. Gene Ontology annotation, biological process: regulation of transcription by RNA polymerase II. The transcript is spliced from 6 exons. Lineage: Eukaryota; Metazoa; Chordata; Mammalia; Rodentia; Octodontidae. The record is from RefSeq and is a predicted model, not a curated record. The coding region runs from base 154 to 783 and encodes 209 amino acids.
GUCAAUUUGAGGGCCAGAGGCGGAGGGUGGCGGCUGAGCUUAGGAGUCCGCUAGUCUGGCAAGUGAGCAGCGGGGCGCGUGUGGCUGGCGGCAGCGGAGCCGGCCCGAGCGCGCCGCGCAGCAGCCGCCUCCGUCCUGGGCGCGGGCGGCAGGAUGGAGCUGAACUCCCUGCUGCUGUUGCUGGAGGCAGCCGAGUACCUAGAGCGCCGGGACCGAGAGGCCGAGCACGGCUACGCCUCGGUGCUCCCCUUCGACGGUGACUUCACCAGGAAGAAAACAAAGGCGGUCGGCCUGGUGCGCAAGGCCCCGAACAACAGGUCUUCACACAACGAACUAGAAAAGCACAGACGAGCCAAGCUCAGACUCUACCUGGAGCAGCUAAAGCAGCUGGUGCCUUUGGGCCCAGACAGCACACGCCACACCACACUGAGCCUCCUAAAGCGCGCCAAGAUGCACAUCAAGAAACUGGAGGAGCAGGACCGCAGGGCACUGAGCAUCAAGGAACAGCUACAGCGGGAGCAUCACUUCUUGAAACGGCGCUUGGAGCAGUUGUCGGUGCAGAGCAUGGAGCGCGUGCGUACGGACAGCACUGGCUCUGCUGUCUCCACAGAUGACUCAGAGCAAGAGGUGGACGUAGACGGCAUGGAGUUUGGGCCAGGUGAGCUGGACAGUGUUGGCAGCAGCAGUGACGCCGAUGAGCACUGCAGCCUGCAGAGCAGCGGCUGCAGCGGUGGGGGCUACAGGCGCCCUUGUAGGCGACCUGGUCGCCCCAGCCUCUUGUAGGCCUUGCUUCCUGUGUUCCCUGGCCUACCCACCUGCUUGGCCAGCCGUGGCAGCCCUCCAGUCCUCCCUCAGCUGACGCCAGCCUCUCUGUGGGCCCAGUGCUGGGCCAUGUUGGAAGCUCCAGCUGCCACCUGCCUGGGCUGCCAGUCUGUGCCCUCCUGGUCCAUAGGCAGGGCCCCCACAAGAAGGUGGGGCCUGGCACCCACCACCCGGAGCCCAGCGUAGCUGCCCACGUCUGUCCUCCGAUUCUUAAUCAUUCCAGAAGUAUUAAAUGUCAUUGCCGCAAACCUCAGUGGGCACCGUGUACGGGGCCUCGUGACCACCUUGGGGAGCCCAGCCCCAGUGCCAGAUGCCAGGAGGAAGGAGUGGACGAAAGAAAGAAGGAAGGUGCGCCUGGCGGUUGUCCUCGCAGCUCCUACAGUGCGGACAGCGUGGAAGGCUCUGCACCAGGCUGGACUUGGGUGAGCACGCUGGGGCGUGCGGGCAGAGAGGCUGGGCUGCCUGUGCCAAGCUGGGCAGUUUCUGUUCUGUUAGGACUGGCAGAUGGGUACAUGCAGCCAGGCUGGCAUCAGCACAUGCUCGCACAUGCAGAUGCGUGGGCCCUCAGAGGGCAGAUGUCCCAAGAGGCUGGCCUUCGGGGGUCACUGAGGCCAGUGCUGGCCCUGUGUCGUCUGCACAGGUAUUGGGCUUCUCUUCCCUGCAAAGCCUGGGAGGGGCUAGGCCAGCAGCUGAACCACUGGCUUCUCAGCUUUCUCAUCUCCCGCUUUCUUUUUUUUCUUUUUUUUUUCCCCUCUUUCUUUGUAACUUUUUGCAGUACUGGGGAUUGAACUAGGACCUUCA